This is a messenger RNA of Canariomyces notabilis, 1917 nucleotides long. RefSeq lists its product as uncharacterized. The transcript is spliced from 4 exons. Gene Ontology annotation, molecular function: protein binding. NCBI's taxonomy places the organism in Eukaryota, Fungi, Ascomycota, Sordariomycetes, Sordariales, Chaetomiaceae. The record is from RefSeq and is a predicted model, not a curated record. Bases 1 to 1917 code for a protein of 638 amino acids.
AUGAGAGGACUCGAGAACGAUCAUGAAUACGGGCGCACGGUGACACAACAAACGGAAAACCGUUCCAGGACCAUAAGCGGCCACUGGUCGCUCAGCGACGCGGCGAUUGGGGAAAGGCUGGCUGGGGACGAGGGGAUGACAAGUCCCCAAGUGCUCUCCGGAAGGAGGCCGACGAGUCGUCUCAGAACGAGAGAGAUACUCUUCUUCCUCUUGUCGACCGCUCCUUCGACAAUGGCCGCGUGCAUUUCGCUUAGGGGUUCCAAGACAUGCUCUGCCUUCAACUCGUCUUCCGUGUCAACAACAGAUAGUCACUUGGUGGGGCGCUACCCUUUCCUAAGCUUCGCUUCGAACGUUCAUACGUUCGAUGAGCUUUUGAAAUCGUACGUAGAAACUGACUACGUGCGAGAGAAAUACUCCAUCCUGCUUGGCUGUAGCAGCAUCGACCUCACCAACACCACUGAUUUUUAUGCGCGCUUCACGACGACCGUAAUAUGUAAUGAUCUUGUCCAGAAUUCCAUCCAGAGCUGCAAUCUCCGUCAGGAGGAUUCUCGCCCGGUGUGCGCCGAGACAUGCGCCCAAUUUGCGCAAGCCGAGGCGUAUGUUGUGGGUGACAGCAAUCUCUGUGCCAGUCCCGGCAGCAAUGCGCAGUCACAGAUCCGGGCCGAUUUCACCAACUGCGCCCUGCCAGCCAACGCGCUAUCUAGCAGGGACUGCAUCCGGGGCGUCGACAACGAGCCCGAAAACUGUGGAUAUGGAAACAGCACAAUAGGGCUGUGUUCCUAUUGCGCCGCGGGCGGUAUCAAUUCGACUGAUACUUGCUGCUACCAGGCCGACGCCGAGACUCGCUGUGCUGGCGUUGUCCUGCCAACAAUUACGCCAAUCACCCUGCCGACGGUGACGGCGACGGCGUUCCCUUCUGCUACGAACGAUCCCGGAGCCGAAGCCGCAGCCGGCCAAGGUCUUUCUGGGGGCCAGAUUGCUGGCAUCGUCAUUGGCUCUGUUUUGGGAGCCGCCCUUCUCGCCGCCAUAAUUUUUGGGUGUAUCGUUUACGCCAGGAGGCGCCGUACCCUGCCUGCCUCAAGCAUAUUCAACCAGCCGUCACCAGCUCGGCAAGGAACAGCGUCGACCCAAAUGGCGCAGGCCGGUGCUCCACCUGGCUUCGAGAUUCUCCCUGGUGGGCGAAUUGCCCGAAUGUCGGCACUGGAAGGACACUCCGGCGAUGCCCCGUCUCACCACACACGCCGGGACAUCGCAAGUUCCUCUCGAGGCGGAACGGUGGCAGGUUAUGUUGGAAGCAGCAGGAGGCGAGGCGACGACCAUUCGUCCUCUGAUGGGUUUGGCGAGAGCCCCGAGUCUGAUCGUGGGGCUACAGGGGUGCUCAGGCCACCCCCGACGACUUUAAGAAGGAACGGCUCGCUUUCCAGCAGUUCCGCGCUGGGCGUCGAAGACGCGCAGUCCCCCACCAGUGCGGGCAUGUCUUCUCCCCAAGGAAUGACGAGCCAGCAGUCCGAGCAGCUGCCCUUCUUCAAGGACUACUACUCUCAAGAUGAUAUUCAUCCUGGUGACCGCGUUGCUGUCCUGUGGGCGUACCAGCCACGAGCUGCCGACGAAUUCACUCUGGAGCGCGGUGACAUGAUCAAGGUUGUGGGCAUCUGGGACGAUGGCUGGGCCACGGGUGUCAUGGUAGACGAACGUGCCGAGCAGUGGGAAGCUCGUCGACAGGCUCAGCGAGACAGUGGCGUCUCGAACACAUCCGGCAGGGUCCAAGAUCCCUCACCGCCAGCCAGCGGCGAAAUCAAGGCGUUCCCCCUCGUGUGCGUGUGUCUUCCUGAGCACUGGAGGAGGACAAUCGAGGGAGACGGGUCUACGGAAACCGCGUCGAGCGCACAGCCGUACACAACCACGACGGGGUCCUGA